Molecule: messenger RNA, 615 nt
Organism: Haemonchus placei
Lineage: Eukaryota; Metazoa; Nematoda; Chromadorea; Rhabditida; Trichostrongylidae
Source: the annotation of a GenBank genome assembly
AUGGACGUGUCUGCCCCAGUGAGGCCCAGCUCGCGCCCUACGCAAGCCUAUUACGUGCCGCGUCGUCUACUGGAGGGCGGUCGCGGUCCGUAUCCGGCGAACGAUGGAAAACCCUCUCAAGAUGGUUUCACCAACCCGGAUACCCCGCCGCCAAACACGACCAAGUCACGGCCAAACACUGAGAAACGUCGUGCGCCUCGCUACACUCCACCACAGCCGCAGAGCUCUUUGAUAGCUCCGUCUUCACAGCGAAGAGGUCCUGCUGCUCCACCGCAACCGUUCGCUCCACGAAUUGUUAACGGUCCACGCGGUCCGCUUUCACGUCCCAACGCUUUCUGUGCAGUACCUUUCCCACAGAAAGAUAUCUGCAUUUGUGAUCGUCCUAAAACUCAUGUUGUAUGCAAACGAUGUGGCUACGAAUGUAUUGGAAGAGUGCAGUUGGUGUGCGAUGUGCAUCCGACCAUACUCUCGUUGAUGGACAUGCGAGAAUGUGCUAAUCCCAUCUGUAGGAGUAUACAGAUAUUUGAAUCGUUUACACCAAACGACAACAAUAACAUUGAUGAUCAACUCAUUACCGCCGUCACCACCAACAACACCACCCCAAUUCUACAGUAA